AUGGCUUUUGGAUUCUAUUACUUCUCACUGCCAAGGCCCUAUGUCUAUCUCCUUGAACUUAUAGGCCUCAUCAAGUUCAUGAUCUUUAUGGCCUCUAGGCAUCUUGGCAGCUACUUGAGCUCAAGUUCACCAGCUUCCUCUAGAGAAAACAACAAUGCUUGCUCAGAGCUGGAUGCCAUAUCAUCUCAAGCUUCGCAGAUGACAUCGGAGUCAGUGAAGGAGAGGCUCCCCGUGGUAGAAUUCGGCAGUCUGGUGGAGAGAUGGAGACUGGGUGAAGAAAUAGAGCAUGUGUGCACCAUUUGUAUGAGAUGCUUGGAUGGAGGCCAUGAGGUCAGGGAACUCGGCAACUGUGCUCAUGCUUUCCACAGGGCCUGCCUUGACUUGUGGGUCGAUGAGGGCCGUUGGACGUGCCCAUUGUGUAGAUCAAAGCUUACUCCGGAGGGGACAUCAAUGGGGUUGUGA
Elaeis guineensis (African oil palm) is the source of this 462-nucleotide messenger RNA. The record is from RefSeq and is a predicted model, not a curated record. Lineage: Eukaryota; Viridiplantae; Streptophyta; Magnoliopsida; Arecales; Arecaceae.